This is a messenger RNA of Chelonoidis abingdonii (Abingdon island giant tortoise), 536 nucleotides long. Lineage: Eukaryota; Metazoa; Chordata; Testudines; Testudinidae. The record is from RefSeq and is a predicted model, not a curated record.
CUAAACUGUGCUUGAUCUGGGCAGAAUUCCAGGGGCUUCAGAGAUACUGGUCUUUGCCAAGGUUUGGGUAUCCUGAUUGCAUUGUCAUAGCUGGAACCAUGCAGCUGUUCAUCCGUGCUCAGAACCUGCACACCCUUGAGGUGUCUGGCCAGGAAACAGUAGCUCACAUUAAGGCUCACAUUGAGUCCCUGGAAGGCAUUGCACCUGAGGAUCAGGUGGUUCUCUUGAGUGGAACUCCCUUGGAGGAUGAAUCUCUCAUUGGGCAAUGUGGCAUCAGCGAGUUUGCCACCCUGGAGGUGGCUGCUCGCAUGCUGGGUGGUAAGGUCCAUGGGUCCCUGGCUCGUGCUGGGAAGGUGAGAGGCCAGACUCCCAAGGUUGCCAAGCAAGAGAAGAAAAAGAAGAAGACUGGCCGUGCCAAGAGACGCAUGCAGUACAACCGGCGCUUUGUCAAUAUCGUGCCGGGCUUUGGCAAGAAGAAGGGCCCCAAUGCUAACUCCUAAAUGGCACACUUCACCCAAUAAAGCAGAUGUCACCUG